Molecule: messenger RNA, 1991 nt
Organism: Polypterus senegalus (gray bichir)
Lineage: Eukaryota; Metazoa; Chordata; Cladistia; Polypteriformes; Polypteridae
Gene: utp3
Product: UTP3 small subunit processome component
Exons: 16
Coding region: 497-1912 (471 amino acids)
Biological process (GO): maturation of SSU-rRNA from tricistronic rRNA transcript (SSU-rRNA, 5.8S rRNA, LSU-rRNA)
Cellular component (GO): nucleolus; small-subunit processome
Source: RefSeq, a predicted model, not a curated record
ACCAGGCAGCCUUGGCAACGGAGCAAACCAUAUGUGACUUAGAGACGAGCGUCCUAGGAAAGCAACUUGAGAAAGCCUAAAGGCGAAUUCUUAUUAUAAAACAGUCAAGCAUAUGUUAAACUAACUAAAAUUAAGAAAGUUAGCACUUUAAAUUCUAAUAUGUCAGCUCUAUGAAAUAUUUAGCAAAGACUACAAAGUUUUAAAUGAUCGACCACCCCUGUAAAGUUUUAGCGAAUGCCUCUUUGGAGAAGACUGGUUCCGACUUGCAAAGAAAAGUACCUUUCAAAAUAUUUAGUUGAUUUAGACAUUGUUUGAUAUUAUAAAAAAAAUCAACAACAAACAACUUCCUAAUCUCGGGUAUCACUUGUACUAAAUUUCCUACCCUGGUAACACAGUAAGCAAGUUUCAAAGUCGUAUGCAGUUCGACCUCAGAACCGGUCGGGCAGUUUUUUAAAGUUGCACCAGGCGGAAGCACGUGGACGUAAGGCGACUCAACAUGGGGAGGGUAAGACGACCAGUGAAACGGAAGCCCCAAAAAAAGGAGUAUGAUAGUGAUGAUUCCUUGCAAGGCAAGAAUGUUAAGGAUCCAGAUAAGAAAUCGUCCCAGUAUUAUCAAGAUGAAGUUGACGAUUUCCAUCAGAGUAAGAUCGAAAAGCUGAUGGGUCAGGGGAUUGAUCUUGACAGCGAUCAAGAAGUACUUCCAGAUGAGGAGGAGGUCAUGGGCCUGGAGCUGACUGAGUCCGAGGAGGAGGAGGAGGAUGCAGCAGAGGAUGAUAACUAUGAAGAAGAACCGAGUGAUAUGGAGAGUGACUUGGAGGGCAAGAAAGAUGAGGAUCUUCCAAACGAGCUUGCCUGGGGACACAGGAAAAAGACGUACUAUGACACAGAUUACUCUGAUAUCAAGGCCAAAUCCCAAGAGGAGAUAGCCAUGGAAGAAGAGGAGGAGGAACAGGAAGCCAAGAGCAUCCAGAACCGCCUUGUUGGCAUCCUAAGUGAAGAGGAUUACGAUUUGAAUCUGCUUCAGGAAUUCUCUAAGGAACAGGAAGGGCAAAAGGAGACUGAGAAGGAGGGUAAAAUUACCAAAGACUUGGAAAAUAUGUCUAGCAAACAGAAACUGAAGUUGCUGAAGAAGGAGUCGCCAGAGCUAGUAGAACUCAUACAAGACUUUAAAGCCAAGCUGACUGAACUCAAAGAUGAGCUCGAGCCUCUUUUGGAAAUGGUGAAUAAUGGCAAGAUUCCUCCUGGAGAAGGUGCCAGUUACCUUCAGAUGAAACAUCAGCUUUAUUUGAAUUACUGCACAAAUAUCAGCUUUUAUUUAGUUCUAAAGGCCAGAAGAAUUCCAGUACACAACCAUCCUGUGAUAGAAAGGCUACUUGCCUUCAGAAAUCUGAUUAACAAAUUAGGAGCUGUGGAUGUUGAGCUGGCUUCCCAAAUUCGGCAGUUACUCUCUACUGAGCCGCUUGUAAAGAAAGACAAGAAACAAAAGAAACAAGCCAAGGCCGCCAAUAAGGUGACACAUAAUGAAGCAGGCCAGGUACAAAAUGCUGAAGAUUCUGGAGCAGACCUGGAUGAGGAUGCCUCGCUUCAUUAUUACAAGCAAUUGGAGGAGAAGCUGAAGCUAAAACGAAAGAGGGCACAGGCUGAGAAAGAAUGGUCAGAGGAGGUGAAUGAGGAACAAGUGGAUGAAGAUGGAAAGAGAGCCAUCACUUACCAGAUUGCAAAGAACAAAGGCCUCACUCCAAGGAGAAAGAAGAUUGACCGGAAUCCAAGGGUCAAGCACCGUGAGAAGUUCAGGCGGGCCAAAAUUCGCAGAAAGGGCCAGGUGUUGGAGGUCCGCAGAGAAGAGCAGCGGUAUGGAGGAGAACUGUCUGGCAUUCGGGCUGGCGUUAAGAAGAGCAUUAAGCUUAAGUAGAAUUGCCAUUGGUGUGGUGUGUUUUUUGAACUUUUAGUGAGGAAUCAAGUGUGAAAUAAAUGUUACAAAAAGAUCCUGA